AUGGGAAACAUCUGCUCGAAAUCGGCCAACCAAGACCCCUUCUCCCAGCCUGGUCGCGUCCUCGGAUCGUCCGCGCCGACUGAGCAGGGUCCUGCUCGUGCCCCCGUCCCCAAAAACGUCGCCGCCAAAGGCCCCGGGAGGACGCUCGGCGGUGGCGCGCCCUCGGGCGAUGGCAGCGAUGCCCGCACCAAAGCCGCAGAGGCUGCACAGAAACGAGCGGAAGCCUUGCAAGCCUCGAAUCGCGGCAAGUUGAGCAGCCAGCUGGCCGCGCAGAAGGCGCAGACCCACGCGCAGACCUUGAACGAGGCCAGCAAGGCGGAGAGGGCGGCGCGGGAUGCUGACCGCGCGGAACAAGCCAGACGGUGGGAUUGA
Messenger RNA from Rasamsonia emersonii CBS 393.64, 372 nucleotides. RefSeq lists its product as uncharacterized. NCBI's taxonomy places the organism in Eukaryota, Fungi, Ascomycota, Eurotiomycetes, Eurotiales, Trichocomaceae. The coding region runs from base 1 to 372 and encodes 123 amino acids. The record is from RefSeq and is a predicted model, not a curated record. The transcript has 2 exons.